AUGUUGGCAGGAACGAGUUUUCCAUCUGUAGCCCUGGAGAGCACUUUGCGGACCAUGACCGGCAAAGUCACCGCCAGCAAGAAAGUCCGGGUCAUCAACCAGACUCCAUACGAAGGGCAUAUGGAGCGGACAUGUCUGAAAUUCCACAAGAAUCCCGACAUGCCCCGAAUCGCGACCUUGUCCGUGACUACGGAUGCAGCCGUGAACCAGUUCACGGAGCAGGCUGUUGCGAUUGAACUCAUGGAGGACGACAGUGCAUGCGGGGUAAUGAUGGAGUGGAAAAAGGAAUCCGCUCUGCUGGCUGAAGAGCCGAACUACAAGAAGUACGAGAAAGACCCUGUCAGCUUGCCGUCUGAAGUGAGAUUCGAGGAUUUCCAGUUCAAGAUUGUCACAGCAGAGAAGGAUUCCAAUGCCAAGGGCGUGCAGAAGUACAAGUUCGGCCUGAAGCCCGAGAUCCGGAAGCUCUACAUGCAGGACCCUCUGCAUUCGCAAGAAUGGGCUGAACUGAUUACCAGCUUUGAUGCAAUGUACGGCUGCAGCGGCAGUCCUGCCGCAGUGUCAGCGACAACGGCUUCUUCGGAAACCGCGGCUACAAAGCCGGGCUACCCCAACGAGCCCAAGACGGUGGAUGCAUUGAACAAGGAAUAUGACACCGAGUUCAAGUUGCCGGGUCGCCAUGCUGGGACCACUCUGUUCAUCACCAAGGCGUGCAACAAGCAGGGAGAGGAAAAGGUUGCACACAAUGAUGUGACAGUGCCGUCCAACGAGUUUAUCAUCGCUCACGGGCGGUCCGUGUUCAUCAAGCAUGAGAAGGCCUUGCAGGCUCAGCGCGAAGGCAGUGCAGGCCCCUGGCUGGGGCGAUCGGAUAUGGAUUGA
This is a messenger RNA of Symbiodinium sp. CCMP2592, 876 nucleotides long. The record is from the annotation of a GenBank genome assembly. Lineage: Eukaryota; Dinophyceae; Suessiales; Symbiodiniaceae.